ACAGGGCGGAUGUUAUGGGCCGUGAGUCACUGGGCAGCACAUUUCUCUGCAGCUCUUCUCUUGAAGAAUGCUAUCUAGUCCGAUUAUUGUAAAAUCAUGUUUGUGCACUCUGGUGCAGACAAAGGAGUUGAAUAGUGAAGAAAAAGGAGUUGAAUAAUGCCCAUGGGUCCUAAAUUCUCAAUGGUGAUCAUCAUGCUCCAGAUGUUGGUGAUGUUGUGUUCGCUGUCAGGUGUCCUCUCCCAAACAACAAAUUCCUCGUCCAAGAAGGGACGUAACAUCACCAUCCACUCCUCCCAGCUGGUCUGCAGUCUGCCAGGUCCAGCGGGUCCUGCCGGAAGCCCCGGAGCGCCAGGAUCACCAGGGACCAUGGGCCCCAUGGGGCCACCAGGGAAGGAUGGCCCGGAUGGGAAGGAUGGAGAGAAGGCAAAAAAGGGAGAUCGAGGUGAUCCAGGGAGGACGGGGAACCCAGGUAAGCCAGGUGUGAAAGGGCGUGAAGGUGUCAUCGGCAAGCAUGGACCUCGAGGACUGAAGGGACCACGAGGAACACCUGGGUUAGCUGGAAAACGAGGACAUAAAGGAGAGCUGGGUGACGUGGGCCUGAAAGGAGCUCCAGGGGUAUGUAACUGUGGCAGUGUGGCCCGAUCCGCCUUCUCUGUGGCCAUUACAAAGAGCUACCCUAAAGAGCGACUGCCCAUCCGCUUCAGCCGGAUCCUGCUGAACGAGGGGGAUCACUACAACGCCAGCAGUGGGAAGUUCGUCUGUGCUGUCCCCGGGGUCUACUAUUUCAAAUAUGAUAUCACUCUGGCAAACAAGCACCUGGCCAUUGGGCUGGUCCACAAUGGACAGUACAAGAUCAAGACAUUUGAUGCAAACACAGGGAACCACGAUGUGGCCUCUGGUUCCACUGUUCUCCACCUGCAGCAGUCAGACCAGGUCUGGCUGCAGAUCUUCUACUCCGAGCAGAACGGACUCUUCUUUGACCCUUUCUGGACGGACAGCACCUUCACUGGUUUUCUUAUCUAUGCUGACCAGGACUAUCUCAAUGAGGCUGAUAGAAAAGCGAACGCUCGGGAUGAUGGUUAAUCCUGAGAUGAUUUAACUUUUAUUUAAAUAUUGGUGGAUCUCAUAUUAAAAUGUUUUGAAACCAAAAUCCGACACCAGGGGGCACACAAGGAAAGAAAAGUCAACCUCAGUUGAGGAACCAAUGUUUAACAUUCAUUAGCCCUUUGAUUCAUCUGCAGUAUCAUUCAUUUGCUGACUAAAUAUCUUUGGGAUACAACCUGAUUAUAAUACGAAUAAUCAUCAUCCAUCUUGUUUGUUAUUUAUCUUACAGGAGCUCCAAGGUUGCCACAUUAUAAGUAUUAGAGUGAAACGCACAUACAUCACAGCUAAAAUGAAACAUCCAAUAAUAAGAAAAAUAUAUAAUAAUAAGAUUAAAAAAUGUAGUAACUCAUUAACCAAAAUACAUUUGAAAAAUGUUCUAUCAGAUUAUAGUUACAUUGGCGAGGAGUUCUUGGUUACAUUUUUAAAUAAAGUCUUUAAAAUAUACAUUUAUGUCAGUAUGUAUGUUACAAGUAAGAUGAUUUAUGUCUAAUGGGGUUUGUAUUUCUUUUAACUUAUAUUGAAAAUAUAAGAUCAGCACUUUGAGUAAGGGCUCCUCUUGUGAUAAGAGCAAGUAUUUAUGUGUAUGCAUGUUUUACCACGAACUGCCACAAUGUCAACGUGUAUUUUUGAAGUAAUCCGAAAGUAAUCCUAUUUCCAAAAAUGCCAUGUAAUUUGCAUUAAGUAAACGACUACUUUUCAAAGUAAUCCGACCCAACCCUGCCUGUCCAAAAAUGUAAAGAAAACAGCAUUUUAAUUGACUAUUUUUCUAGGUAAACCGUGUUAUUGGCAUUAAUCAAUUGAACGAUUUCUACAGAAGCUUGAGUAAACUGUGAGUAAAUGACAAUCAUAUACUGUAUAUAUAUCUGAUACACUGCGACUCUCACUCUGCACAUGAACACAAUCUGGGGUGCUUCUAAAUGGAAAUUAUGUUAUAAUUGUGGAAAUACCAAAGUGAUAAAA
Messenger RNA from Anoplopoma fimbria (sablefish), 2064 nucleotides. RefSeq names its product C1q and TNF related 2 (gene c1qtnf2). NCBI's taxonomy places the organism in Eukaryota, Metazoa, Chordata, Actinopteri, Perciformes, Anoplopomatidae. The record is from RefSeq and is a predicted model, not a curated record. Bases 157 to 1083 code for a protein of 308 amino acids. Gene Ontology annotation, molecular function: protein binding. The transcript is spliced from 3 exons.